AUUGGAGAGCCUAUUGCUAUUUUAAGUUAUAGGUCCGAGUACCAAAAGAAGAAAAGAAAGAAAGAAAGAACUCAACUGAUAUCUCAAACAUGGCUGAAGCAAAGCUGCUUGGAACUUGGGUUAGUCCUUACACUUACAGAGUCAAAUGGGCUUUGAAAUUGAAAGGCAUAGCAUUUGACUAUGUAGAAGAAGAUCUCUGCAAUAAGAGUUCCUUGCUUCUCCAACACAAUCCAUUUCACAAGAGAGUACCAGUUUUCUUUCAUGGUGGGAAAUCCAUAUGCGAGUCUUUGAUUAUUCUUGAAUACAUUGAAGAGAUAUGGCCACAAAAUUCUUUGCUGCCUAGUAAUCCUUAUGAGAGAGCCAUGGCUCGAUUUUGGAUUAAAUUUGCUGAAGAUAAGGGUCCAGCAAUGUGGAUGGUUGGUCAAGGGCAGGAGAAAGCAGAGAAAGAUAGCUUGGAAAUGCUAAAAAUGGUUGAAGAACAAGCACUUGGUGAGAAGAAAUUUUUUGGUGGGGACACGAUUAACAUGGUGGAUAUUGUCUUUGGACUUGCUCAUUGGUUGGGAGGGGAGAAACUACUUGAAGCUCAUAAGCUCCACCGCCUGCAGGCAUGGCUCAGAAAUUUCAAGCAAGUUCCUGUCAUCACAGAAAACCUCCCUGACCUUGAUGAGAUGUUUGCUUACUUAAGGCGUCAAAGGGAAAUGUCUCCGGUGGCUAAAUGAUAUAUAAAGGAGAAGUCGAAUGAAAGGGGCCCAAGAAGGUGGGGUGUGCACUUUGAACAGAAAAUAUAUCUAGAUAAUUUUGUUUGUAAAAACUCAUUUCUCUGGGAAUUUAGCUUUGUGUAGUCAUACUUUAGUUUAUCUUUCUCUAUCUCCAUCAGGGCUAAUGUAAAAGUGCAAAAUGUACAAUCUUUGACCCUGUGAGUCUGUUUUUUGCUCAGUAUUGGAAGCUCAAGAUCUUUUGUUCU
Messenger RNA from Theobroma cacao (cacao), 964 nucleotides. RefSeq names its product putative glutathione S-transferase. The record is from RefSeq and is a predicted model, not a curated record. Gene Ontology annotation, biological process: glutathione metabolic process. Gene Ontology annotation, molecular function: glutathione transferase activity. Gene Ontology annotation, cellular component: cytoplasm. Lineage: Eukaryota; Viridiplantae; Streptophyta; Magnoliopsida; Malvales; Malvaceae.